AUGAGGGUGGAGAGCCCUAGGGAGGGGCAGAGGCUGCCUCAAGGACAAGACCUCGUCGUCAAGUUCUCCCUCAGCGCUCGGGAGGGCUCCUGCAGGGUCACUGUCCUGGUCAACUCCAAGGCUGUGGGAAGUUUGUGGGCGUGCUCGGGAUCGGUGCUCGUCAGCGAGCACGAGCUGCAGCUGGGGAGGAACAAGGUGGAGGUUAUGGACCAGGAGGAAAAGGAUCCGGACGAGUCUGUGGAGUUUGAUGUAGUCCCAGUGGUUCCCUGGAGGGAACGAAGCACGUGUAAGCCGCAUGAGGACGACUGCCUCCAUGCGGUGAACGGGACAUGCGUGAUAACCAGAGACGCGGAGAUGGGGAGGAUGGGGAGGAUCCCGAGGAUAUUCCACUGGGUCUGGGUAGGAUAUCACAGAUGGGGGGGUAGGCGAGAGGUUCCAGAUAAGUUUCAUGCUUACAUGGAUACUUGGAAGCAGCUACAUCCACAAUGGCAGUUUGUGGUCUGGACAGAUGAUAUGAUCACUUGGCCACUUCACAACCAGGCCCUCGUUAACCAAGCAGAUACAUUUGCAGGUUUGCCAAGACUUUUAACAUGCCUUUUGACGUCCAUGGGAUUGAUUAUGAACUUUCUAUUCACAGAGUUGUCAGAUAUUGUAAGACUCGAAGUGGUUGAAAGGUUUGGUGGCAUAUACAUCGAUACGGAUUUCGAGGCACUCAAACCUAUAGACGACCUGAUAGCUUCUCUAUCUUUCUUCGUUGGUGCAGAAAAGGACAUGGAAAUCGAGGUCUGGGGGAACGGUGUGGGUGAUAUCUGGGUCUGCCCGUCCCUGUUCGGCGCAACCGCAAACAACGACGUGAUACGAACCUUGAUAGACGGCCUACCUGCCCAGGUUGCUGAGAACCUUGGCCAAGAUCCCAAUCACAAGACGGGUCCGUACUUUUGGACCAACACUUAUGCGUGA
Messenger RNA from Guillardia theta CCMP2712, 960 nucleotides. RefSeq lists its product as hypothetical. The transcript has 9 exons. Gene Ontology annotation, biological process: mannosyl-inositol phosphorylceramide biosynthetic process. Gene Ontology annotation, molecular function: mannosyltransferase activity. The record is from RefSeq and is a predicted model, not a curated record. The coding region runs from base 1 to 960 and encodes 319 amino acids. NCBI's taxonomy places the organism in Eukaryota, Cryptophyceae, Pyrenomonadales, Geminigeraceae.